AGCAGCUGUAGGUCGGCAACGGUUGGGAAUGUGAGGUUUGGUUGUUUGUGAAAUGGGUUUUAAUUUAAUGGACAAACUUUGGAUUUUGUAACUUUGAGACGAUUUGCUAAUUGGGAUAUGAUGGCAGCAGUAUUUAAAUCUUUGAUGAAGACAAAACUUGCUUGUCACAGUGUCAGAGCAGCUUGUGUACGAAAACUGAACCUGUUAGAAUGCCAGAGCAAGGCUCUUCUGGACUCAAAUGGAGUAGCUAUUCAGAAAUUCAGAGUUGUUGAAAAUGUAGAAGAAGCCAGGUGCCUUACUCAAAAUUUCAAAGUGGAUGAGUAUGUUAUUAAAGCACAAAUUCGUGCAGGAGGUAGAGGACUUGGGCGUUUUGACAAUGGUUUCAAAAGCGGAGUACACUUAACUAAAGACCCAUGUGACGUUGUGGAGAUUGUUGGGAAGAUGCUUGGCCACAGGUUAAUAACAAAGCAAACUCCAAAAGAAGGUAUUUUGGUUAAGAAAGUGAUGGUAGCUGAAUCAGUGAAUAUAGUACGGGAGACCUACAUAUGCAUACUAAUGGAUAGGGGCUUCAGUGGUCCAGUUAUUAUUGCCUCAUCUGCUGGUGGAACAGAUAUAGAAAGUGUGGCUGAAAAGACUCCAGACCUGAUAAAAACUAUACCUGUGGAUAUUAUGGAAGGUGUAACUGACAGCAUGGCAAAAGAUGUAGCAGAAUUCUUGCUCUUUGAAGGGAAUUUGAAAGCUAAGGCUACAGAGCAGAUUAAAAAAUUAUGGAAGUUAUUCCAAAGUGUUGAUGCUCUGCAGAUGGAAAUAAACCCUUUUGUUGAGACAGACAAAGGUGAUGUCAUUUCAGUAGAUGCCAAACUUCAGUUUGACGAUAAUGCUCAGUUUCGACAGAGAGACAUCUUUAGCCUGGAAGAUGUAUCAGAAACUGAUCCACGUGAAGUAGAAGCAGCAAAAGCCAAGCUAAAUUACAUUCCAAUGUCUGGCAACAUUGGUUGUCUUGUGAAUGGUGCUGGCCUUGCUAUGGCCACUAUGGAUAUCAUAAAGUUGCAUGGUGGAGAGCCAGCCAACUUCCUGGAUGUAGGUGGGGGUGUUCAAGAGGAUCAGGUUUUUAAAGCUUUUCAGAUUCUCACAUCAGAUCCAAAUGUGAAGGCCAUAUUGGUGAAUGUUUUUGGUGGGAUUGUUAACUGUGCCACAAUAGCAAAUGGAAUCGUAAAUGCAUCACUCAAUUUGAAGUUAAAUGUUCCCUUGAUAGUGCGUUUAGAAGGUACAAAUGUAAAUGAAGCGAAGCAGAUUUUGUCAACUUCUGGCCUUGACAUCAUGUCUGCAUCUGACCUAGAGGAAGCUGCCCAGAAAGCAGUAUCUUGCCUUAAGUGAUAGCUGUGUCCAAUUCAGGUGCAGAUUUUAAUAGAAACUUAUAUAAAGGAAACAAUUUUAAUUAAAAUGCAAGAAGAGAACAUGCAAGAACUUAAGACAUCGGAGACAAUAAAAUACACAGGAUGGACAGAAAAGCAGAACCUUAAGAAUGUCACAUUUCUCAGUAAAUAAUCUAGCAGUAGAGUGAUACCAAACGGUAUUAAUUCUGCCAUAAGUAUUUAUAGAUAUAUGCUGCUUGGUAUUAAUGUGGUCUACCACUACUAUACAUAUAUCAUGUUUAAAACUAUACAAAUUUUACAGUAUGUUACCAUAACAGCAUCCUGUUGUAUGACAAUAUUAAUGUUUUGUGACGUGUAUAACAUUUAUGUAUACAAAUACAAGGCAUAGACCACCUUGAGAAUAUGAGUAAUUUUAGCCAUUUCUGCUCCAUUAAGGCUUUUAAUUUAUGUGGGAUAUGAAUGACACACCAGAAUAAGUUAAUAUGAUAAAUUAAAAAAAGUACUUGAGGAUAGAGAAAAUUACAUAAUGAGGAGCUUAAUAAUUAAUACUGUUCACCUAAUUUUAUUAGGGUGAUUAAAUCAAGAGGAAUUAGAUAUAUAAAUAUGUAAGGCACAUGAUGAGAUGAGAAAUACGUACAAAAUUUUAAAUGGAAAACCUCAAGGAAGAGCUCCCUAGGCAUAGAUGGAAGAAUAAUAUUGAAAUGGAUCUCAGAAAAAUAGGGUCUGAGUUUGUGGACUGGAUUGAAUUCACUCAGAAAGAUUGAAAUGGAAGGUUUCUUUGACAAAAUAAUGAACCAUCAGGUUUUAUAAUGCUGAACCUUCUUUUACCAUCUGAGAAUAAAUUUUUCAAGACAUACAACCCGCGCUGUAGUGACUAAUUCCUUAAAAUAUACUAUUCUCAAUUUAUAUGACCAGUAUGUUUGCGUUCAGACAUUUUCAGUCUCAUAAUAAAUUAGUAUCAAACAUAAAACAUAAAAUUAAUCUAAGUAUUUCAUACUGCCAUUACUUUGUAAUGUUUCUAAUAUUGAUAGUUUAUUCCAGACAGAAGGAAUGAUGAAAAAUACACAGUCAGAAUUAUUGGAACAACUACUUGUCUACAUACAGCAGUAAAGGCAGUGUUGGGGAUUAUGCAGAUAGUACACUGUGACAUUGAAUGUGCAUAACUGCUGAGAAAAUAACUGUUUGCAUAUUUGUGAACAUACUGUCACAUGAUCCUUUCAGCUUCGCCAGUAAUUAUUACCAGAAACUAAUGUUGAGCACUGGAUAUACAAGUCUCACGUCUCAUAUAAUUCCAAAUGGAAAUUUUAAAUUAAGUUUGCAUUAAUUAAAUGCAGAUAAUUUUGAAUAGCUUUUUAUAUUCCAGUUCUAGACGUCUGCAGACUGUUGAAUUCCAGAACACGAAGUAAUCCCUUAUUUUGACUUCAUAUGUAUCUCAUCAGUAUUAUCACAAUUGCAGGGACAUUCUUACUCUACCAUGGUUUCUUGCGUGGCAUACUCUUUGACCUAAAAAGUGUUCCUCCAAAAAACUGGUUGACUUUCAGUAUAAACUCUUCACAAUUAAAAUAAUUACUCAUCGUCCAUAAUGUGUUCUUUAUGAAGUUGGUAAAUUCUUCAUAUAUUUCAAGGAGGGUAAACAUGCCUUGUAUAUAUAUAUAUAUAUUGUACAAUUUAGUAACAAUGGUCAAGCAGCAGUCAUGAAAAGACACUAUUUUGGGUCCAGUUCACUGUUAACAGCAACUAAACUGAUACAUUACACCAAAGUUUUGUGCAAGGGCAAUAAAAGUGCAUAUAUUUUGUAACAUUUAUAGUAUCCAUCAACAUGGGCUUCCAUUUUUAACAAUCAAGCUGUUAAAUUAUGUACAAAAAAAUAUUUUUUUUAAUUGAGGUUUAUAUUUCAUGUAUAUCAUCUCUGCUGUUUAAAAAUUGUUGUAAUCUGUAAAAAUAUUGCUAAAAUAGGGUGUCCAAAAAAUUAGUAUGGCUAGAUUUUGAUGUUUUUUAUAAAUGUUAGAUAUGCAAACGCUAGGGUUGUCUUCUAUUUGCUGUACUUACAUGU
Messenger RNA from Cryptotermes secundus, 3429 nucleotides. RefSeq names its product succinate--CoA ligase [GDP-forming] subunit beta, mitochondrial (gene ScsbetaG). The record is from RefSeq and is a predicted model, not a curated record. Gene Ontology annotation, biological process: succinyl-CoA metabolic process; tricarboxylic acid cycle. NCBI's taxonomy places the organism in Eukaryota, Metazoa, Arthropoda, Insecta, Blattodea, Kalotermitidae. Gene Ontology annotation, molecular function: ATP binding; succinate-CoA ligase (GDP-forming) activity. The coding region runs from base 118 to 1377 and encodes 419 amino acids. The transcript is spliced from 11 exons. Gene Ontology annotation, cellular component: succinate-CoA ligase complex; mitochondrion.